CAGGGUCCGUUCAACAACUAAUUGUGAGAAGAUAUUCACACCAUGUCGUUGUUACGCUCGGUUAUUCCGCUGUCGAUUCUUGUGCUGCUUCACGCUCCUAAAGCAUUCGCUGAAAAAGCUAAAACCGUGGUUGUUGACAAAUGGUACGACGGAUUCAAGGGAUUAAUUACUCUGGACCUCACGGAUGAUGUUACCUCUGGGUGGACCUUGACUUUGUCUUUUCCAGUUCCUACUCCGAAUUUGGAAAUUUGGCGAGCAGAGAUAGUUGACAACCAAGGCGAUAAAGUAUAUACAAUGAAGAAUAUGCCAUGGAAUACACAAAUGUCUAAAGGAACCUUCAAGUUGUAUUUCAUCGCCAAAAAGUCUGACGUAACAAAGGAUCCUCCUAUUGGCGCCGUCAUGUUUAGUCGCGGUGCACCAAUAACCAACCAACCGCCCACUGCUAGCCCGAGUCCUCCUCCGCCAGUGACGAAACCGCCCAGUUCAUCUCCUGGCCCUGACACCACUCGACCUACGCAGCCGCCGCAAACCACUGCACCUCCUUCGCUAACACAAUCGCCGUCUCGGGGCCCCGGAAAGUAUGACUACAGUGAAGUGCUGAAACUUUCCAUCUUGUUCUACGAAGCUCAGCGAUCUGGCAAGCUUCCACCUAACAACCGAGUCAAGUGGAGAAAGGACUCGGCACUAGGUGACAAAGGGCCGAACGGUGAAGACUUAACCGGUGGAUGGUAUGACGCGGGUGAUUACGUUAAGUUUGGUUUUCCGAUGGCAUCAUCUGUCACAGUGUUAGCCUGGGGUAUUGUGGAAUACAAGGAGGCUUAUGUAGCUGCUGGCCAGUACAGCAACGUGUUAAAUAGCAUCAAGUGGGCCACGGACUAUUUCAUAAAAGCUCACACGAAAAAAGAAGAAUUCUAUGGUCAGGUUGGAGAUGGAGAUCUUGACCACGCUUUUUGGGGCAGACCUGAAGACAUGACCAUGAGGCGACCCGCCUGGAAGAUCACUCCACAAAAUCCUGGAUCCGAUCUCGCAGCUGAAACUGCAGCAGCACUGGCCGCUGCAUCGAUUGCCUUUAAAGCUCAAAAUACUCGUGCCUCUAAGAAGUAUGCUAGGAAACUUUUAACGCACUCAAAGCAACUGUACGCGUUUGCAGACAAAUAUCGUGGAGUAUACAGUGAUUCCAUUCCCAACGCAGGGAAAUUCUACAAAUCCUACAGCGGGUUUCAGGACGAGUUAGUGUGGGGUGCAGCUUGGUUGUACAGAGCGACAAAGGAGUCUUCAUAUCUUGUGAAGGCUGAGAAGUACUAUAAGGAUUAUGGGAUGGAUGGUCAGGCCUGGGCAUUUUCUUGGGACGAUAAAAAAGCCGGGGUACAGUUGCUGCUCGCUCAGUUGACGAGAAAAGAAUCCUACAAAAACGCCAUUAAAGCAUCUCUCGACAACUGGCUUCCCGGAGGUAGUGUCCGUUACACUCCCAAGGGUCUUGCAUGGCGUAUCAAAUGGGGCUCCAACCGAUAUGCAGCCAAUACAGCUUUCCUGGCGCUGGUUGCCGCUGAUCAGGGUCUAAAGCGAACAGCUUAUCGCAAUUUCGCAAAGAAACAAAUUAAUUACGUGCUUGGAGACAGUGGACGCAGCUUCGUGGUUGGGUUCGGAAAAAAUCCACCACGAAGACCACAUCACAGCUCCAGCUCCUGCCCGUCCGCUCCACAGCCAUGCGGUUGGGAUAACUUCAACGCGGAUAUACCCAAUGCGCAUGUUCUAAAAGGUGCAUUAGUUGGGGGUCCCGACGAGAAUGACAACUACAAGGACGACAGAAAAGACUACGUCAUGAAUGAAGUCACUACUGACUACAACGCUGGUUUCCAGUCUUCUGUCGCGGGUCUAAAACAGCUGGAGCUGUGGUCCUCAAAUACAGUGAAUAUACAUCAAAUCUCUUCACGAACAAAAAGGCAACUGCUGUUUAUGUCAUCAACUUCAGCAUAUCUGCGAUUCUCAUGCCGUAAGCUCACUUUUCAUCCACAGAGCUGUAUUAUGAGCAUUAUGGGACGAAUCUCGUUGUCAGCGUGUCUGCUGUUCUUUCUGCUCUUCGCACGCCACACCUGUGCAGAACAGUCCCGCAUUACUGUUGUCAACGAGUGGAACACAGGCUUCACUGCCAAAUUCACCUUCAGACUACAGUCCAAGGUUACUGACGGUUGGAUCAUCACCUUGACUUUCAGUAAACCAGCACUGAAACUGCAGACAUGGAUUGGUGAUAUAAAGUCUGUGUCUCCAGACCGCAAGCGCUACGUGAUUACCAACAAACCGUGGCAAAAACAACUGAAUGCUGGCUAUGAGCUAUCUACUGAAAUCGUUUUAACUAAGCCUGUUGCGAACUCACCAGCUCCUGGCGGUGUGGCCUUAUUCCAGAGGCUUGGUGCUGGCGCUGGGGGAGGAGCUGGAGGAGGUAACACUGGUGGUGGCGGAGGGGGACACACAGGCGGUGGGGGUGGUGUGAUAGCCAAACCGACUGCACCUCCAGCCCCAGGUCCGUUCAAUUACAACGAGGUCCUCCGCAAGUCCAUUCUGUUUUAUGAAGCACAGCGGGCUGGACGUCUUCCCGCCACAAACCGAAUCCCUUGGAGAAAAAGCGCGACUCUUCGGGACGGUGCAGAUGUUGGAGUGGAUCUUAGUGGUGGUUGGUUUGACGCAGGAGAUUUCGUCAAGUUUGGUUUCCCUAUGGCUUCAAGUGUAACAGUGCUAACCUGGGGUCUGUUGAAGUAUAAAGAAGCUUAUAUUGCAGCUGGGGAACUGAAAAGCAUGUUGGACUGUAUUAAAUGGCCAUUGGACUAUUUCAUGAAAGCGCACACCUCUAAGUUUGAGCUUUACGUACAGGUUGGGGAUGGUGUUAAAGACCAUGAAUAUUGGGGCAGACCAGAAGACAUGCAUAUGGCCAGACCUGCUCUGAAGAUCACAGCUCAGAGGCCUGGAUCUGACGUUGCUGCCGAAACAGCCGCUGCCUUAGCCGCGGGCGCUAUAGCUUUCCGGAAGUCUAAUCCAUCUUAUUCUAACCAGUUAUUGGCGCACGCUAAGGGGAUUUACGAAUUUGCAAGAACCUACCUCGGGAAGUACAGUGAUUCUAUACCCAGGGCUGCAAAAUUCUACAAGUCUGGUGGUUAUAAAGACGAACUAGUGUGGGGAGCUGCUUGGCUUUACAGUUCAUCCUAUGAUGAAGAGAGCUUUAUUGAUGCUAAGCGAUUAAGUUUUUUAACUUAUUUUUUACAAGUUAUUCUCACUUUCAGAGCUACACGCGAUAGGAAGUAUCUUACCUUGGCGGAGUCCCUUUAUAAAAAGUAUUACCUCAGUUCAUCUUGGGCCUUUUCCUGGGAUGACAAGACUGCUGCAGUACAGAUGCUUCUGUAUGGACUCACGAAGAAGCCGCAGUAUAAGCUGGCCAUUCAGAAGUACCUUGCAAACUGGUUGCCUGGUAAAACUAAUUUUCGAUCUCACAUAGUAUCCUAUAACUUACAGACUCUUAACAAUAUAAGCUUAGAAGUAGCUCUGCUCACCAAAUUUGAAGAUAAACUUUGCAAGUCUCAUAUAACUAAAUCCACAAGAAGCGUUUAUAAGAAUUUGUUUCUGAACAAUACAACAGGUGGUUCCCUCAAACGCACUCCAAAAGGCCUUGUUUUCCGUGAUGCCUGGGGAGCAAACCGAUUCGCCGCCAACACAGCCUUCCUAGCACUGCUAGCCGCUGACCAGGGUCUCAACCCGACCACGUAUCGUCAAUUUGCAAGAAAGCAGAUCCACUACAUGCUUGGCGACAGUGGACGCAGUUAUGUGGUUGGAUUUGGGAAGAAUCCUCCCCAAAGACCUCACCACCGCUCCAGCAGCUGUCCUUCAGCCCCUGCCCGAUGUGACUGGGGAAACUAUCACAACUCUGGUCCUAACGCGCAUGUGCUGCAUGGUGCCUUAGUUGGUGGGCCUGAUCGCUAUGACAACUUCAAAGACGAUAGAACAGAGGUAAAGUACUCCGAGGUGGCUACCGAUUACAACGCUGGGUUCCAGUCUGCCGUGGCUGGGCUGAGGCGUCUACAGUUGUAAUAAGUAGUUGUCACAAUGAUGUUCUUUCAAUGGUGUCCGCCUUUGAAGCAAUAAUUAGAUAAGUUGAUUUUUCUUAGUCAAACAGGUAUUUACCAAAAUUGUUAUAGAAUGAAUAAAACGAAUCAUUGAACGUCAUAUGA
Molecule: messenger RNA, 4217 nt
Organism: Pocillopora damicornis (cauliflower coral)
Lineage: Eukaryota; Metazoa; Cnidaria; Anthozoa; Scleractinia; Pocilloporidae
Biological process (GO): carbohydrate metabolic process
Molecular function (GO): polysaccharide binding; hydrolase activity, hydrolyzing O-glycosyl compounds
Source: RefSeq, a predicted model, not a curated record